UGUCUUUGACUGGUUGUUUUCUUCUCCGUUUAGGAAAACCACUCUUCUGAUUGGCUAAACCAGGUAUCCAUCAACCAUGACGGGCAUUGGUGUACAUAAUGUGUUUCAGAAAUUAAACCAAAUUUCGCCUCUGACUCAAAAAUAAACAGGAAAACAAAGCCUAGACGUCCUCUAUAAACAAGGGCUCGGCUAUUCUCAUUGACGAUCAGUCCACCUGCGUCAAAGGGUGAAAUGUAAACGGUAAUCCCCUGACGUGUAAUGAUCCUGGAAUGGAGCUAAUCUAUCCUUGGUCAACAGAGGUGGGCUAUUUUCUUGUGUGUAGGCCUAAAUACGUGUAGCCGAAUCAUUUUCCAGUCCACUGGUCCAAUCAGUAGCUAGGGGCUUGAUUGCUGGGGGUAACUGAAGCUGUGGUUACCAUGGCGGCACACUUUGACACAGAGUACCAGCGCCUAGAGGCUUCAUACAGCGACUCUCCACCAGGAGAGGAGAACCUACUGGUGCACGUACCUGACGGAAACAAGUCCCCGUGGCACCACAUAGAGAACCUGGACCUGUUCUUCCAGAGGGUCUAUAACCUGCACCAGAAGAAUGGCUUCACUUGUAUGCUGCUGGGAGAGGUCUUUGAGCUGGUCCAGUUGCUGUUUGUGGUCGGAUUCACAGUCUUCUUGGCUAACUGUGUGGACUAUGACAUUCUGUUCGCAAACAAGUUUGUCAACCACACCGACUCCUCCAAAGUCACUCUGCCUGACGCCUUCCUGCCUGUGGAUGUCUGCAGCGCAAGUAUCCGUGACAACGUGACAGUGAUGUUUGUAUUGAUGAUAUCUGGAGUGUUCUGGCUGCAUCGCCUCAUCAAGUUCAUCUACAACGUCUGCUGCUACUGGGAGAUACGCUCCUUCUACACCAACGCACUCAAGAUGAGCAUGGCAGAGCUGCCAUACUUCACAUGGCAGGAGGUUCAGGCCCGGAUCGUUGAGAUCCAGAAGGAACAUCAGAUCUGUAUCCACAAGAAAGAGCUCACAGAACUGGACAUAUACCACCGUAUCCUGCGCUUCAAAAACUACAUGGUUGCCAUGGUAAAUAAGUCCCUCCUUCCUGUGCGUUUCCGCCUGCCACUACUUGGGGAGUGUGUGUUUUACACCCGCGGCCUCAAGUACAAUUUUGAACUCAUCCUCUUCUGGGGGCCAGGCUCUCUGUUUGAGAGUGAGUGGAGUUUGAAGCCGCAGUAUAAGAGAGGUGGUAACAGGUUGGAGCUGGCAGACAAACUGGCAUCACGUAUACUGUGGAUCGGCAUCGCCAACCUCUUACUCUGUCCUGUCGUACUGGUCUGGCAAAUACUGUAUGCCUUCUUCAGCUAUACAGAGGUGAUAAAGCGUGAGCCAGGUAGUUUGGGAGCGAGGUGUUGGUCUCUGUACGGUCGAUGUUACCUUCGCCACUUCAAUGAGCUGGACCACGAACUGAUGUCACGGCUCAGCAAGGGCUACAAAGCAUCCUCUAGGUAUAUGAACUGCUUCCUGUCCUCGUUGCUGACGGUGGUGGCUAAGAACGUGGCGUUUUUUGCUGGCUCCCUAUUGGCUGUCCUCAUUGCGCUGACCAUCUACGACGAAGACGUCCUCGCCGUGGAACAUGUCCUGUCGUCCAUCACCCUGCUGGGAGUGUGUAUCACUGUCUGCAGGUCUUUUAUACCUGACAAACACCUGGUCUACUGUCCAGAGCAGCUGCUCAGGUUGAUCCUGGCUCACAUCCACUACAUGCCAGACCACUGGCAGGGCAACGCCCAUCGCUACGAGACACGAGAUCAGUUCUCACAGCUCUUCCAGUACAAGGCUGUGUUUAUCCUAGAGGAGCUGACCAGCCCCCUGGUGACUCCCUUCAUCCUGAUCUUCAGUCUGAGGAGGAAGUCUCUGGAAAUCAUUGACUUUUUCAGGAACUUCACCGUGGAGGUGGUAGGGGUGGGAGACACCUGCUCCUUCGCUCAGAUGGACAUCAGACAGCACGGACACCCCGCGUGGAUGUCUGAGGGGAAGACAGAGGCAUCUAUUUACCAACAGGCAGAGGAUGGGAAGACUGAGCUGUCCCUGAUGCAUUUUGCCAUCACCAACCCCCAGUGGCAGCCCCCCACUGAGACCACUCACUUCAUCAGCCAGCUGAAGGAGAGAGUACAGAGAGAGACUACAGGAGACAGACACACUCUCACCUCACUGUCAGAGCCAAGGAGUCUGAUAGCUAACUUCCUGGCAGGUCCCCCCUCAUUGGCCUCUCUUCAUCUGGGGCGGGACGGCUCCUUGACCAAUCACGGGCCGGUGGGUGUUAGCGACGGGGCGUCAGCCUUGCGCUCCCUCUCAGUCAGCAGCAUGAGGGGCAGCUGUAGCUCCACCCAUAGGUCAGCCGGACACGCCUCUUCUGCAAGCAGAGCCAUGGCAGGAUCAAGUACUGAUGCUCGAACUGCUAGUUCAGGCAGUAGUGUGUGGGAAGGUCAACUGACAAGUCUCGUCCUAUCAGAAUACGCCUCCACGGAGAUGAGCAUCCACGCACUCUAUAUACAUGAGCUCCAUAAGCAGCAGUCUGGAGGGGAGUUGUCCCGGCACACCUGGCACAGGCAGGACAGUGACGACAGUAGUGAGGGGGGUUCAGGGGGAGGAAACCCUAACCCCCGAAACCUCAUCCCCCGCUCACACACCUUCCCUAUCUCCACCCCCGGCCCUAUCCCCAGCUCUAACUCGGGCCCUAACCCUGACCGAGGUACCACCCCGGGACAGGAAGUGAGACCACUCCAGAGCAACAGCCAGCGUCGCUACGGGGGGAACACGGACUCUGUCGGCCCGGGGGGCAGAGUGGUGAGGUCGGAGCGUGUGCCCAUGGGGGGUUGGGCAGAGGAGGGACAUGGAGGCCGACACCCCGACACUGUACCUGAGGAGCGCUCAGAGGACGACAUGCCUCCCAACAUACACAAGGUGACGUAACUGACCAGAGAGAGCCCCCCCUUCACAAACACAUCACACAUCCUCAUCCUACCAGAGAAGAACUUCCUGCUCAUCUGUGAACUUUCGACCAUGGCUUCACCUUUGACCUCAGAUAGACAGACCUGUGGGAUAGCAGCAUGCCAUGUUAUUCACUCUGGGCUAGAGAAAAACAAUCGAGUAACAGUGUGAAGAUGACCAGGACUUUUUCUUGACACCCUCUGUGGAUGACACUUCAGCCAAUCAAGUGGCGGUGGUUGAUGACGGUGGCGGUGGUUGCAGCAUGGAAACCGUAGCAUAUUUAUCGGCUUUUAUAGUUGCCUCCUAGACACUAAUCUAAGGUCAGCUUUAUGGUUUGUUGCCGUAAUGGUUACAGUUAGGAUGUGUGGAUCAGAGAUCUGUGCCUAAGGGCAACUUCUAUCCAGAGAUGACUUGUUCUUCUUGGGUGUAAACUGCCAUUAAUGUACCUUUUUAAAGAUAACAUUUAGUAAUGACAAGUUUCUUUUUUUUAAUUCUUAGUUUUUUCUCUUUGUGUUGCUUAUAUUUAUUGUACUUACAGAGAAAAAGUGUGUGUGUGUGUGUGUGUGUGUGUGACAUGACAGGAGAGCGGACUUCCAACAAAGUAUGACUGCACUGGCACAAUGAAUCCUUUUGGGUUUGGGUGGUAGAUUUGGUGAUGGUGUUGUACAAAGACCUCCUAGACAUGAAGCAGGCACUAAACCGAUAUACACCGCGUGCAUAGACAUACUGGUAUGAUUCAAAUCAGGACGCUGGACUGUUCUAAGUAAAUCAUCGAGGUGUAGAUGGUUAAUAAAUAGGGAUAUACAAGAAACGCAUCAUAGUUAUUGAUUUUGUGCCAAAGCAAACUUACCAGGCUGGUUGGAACAUGUAACUUCAGCCUCUUCAGUGCCAUAUUUAUGCUCUUAAAGCGGCAAUCCAAUAGUUGAAAUGAUUACAAAGCACCAUCACUGUUUCAGUAAAAGGUUGAAGGAUGGGGCUGGAGAAAUGGACCCACACUCAAAUUCAUAGAUGGAGCUGUGGAUGCAAGGACUUACCAUCCAUUUGGUUUUAACCCUGUUUUGAAGCUACAGUGUUUGUUUACAUUUACAAAUGUGUAUUUUGGCUUCUGAUGAGGUAUGACAGUGGAACUAAGCUCAUUGGGCAUUUAUACGUUUUUCUCUCCAAGAAUCAAUGGGUUUAUAUCCUAAAUGGAUGUAAGUCCAAAAAUGGAAGUAGUAACUGCAGAUUGCCCCUUUAAGCACAACCGUCUCAUAACUAUACAGCAAUGAAUCUGCAAUCAACACUAACAACUGGACAGAUUAGUCAGCAUCAGGCCAACUGCAUGUUUAUUUCUGCCCAACUGUCUGGGGGAAAAAGAGAAUGCACUUUAAUGACUUUUGUUGAAUCCAAAGCAUGUCAUUUAUCAGUAUAUUGGUUUUGAUCAUUUCAUAUUUGUAUGACUUUAUUUUAACCAGGGCUUGUGCCACCGUCAGAGAGUUGAGGUUGAGAUGCAUGGUGAUUUACAGCUGUUUGUUUUUGCUGUUCACACCGACUCUGGACUCACAAGUAGACUAGCCUGGUCCCAGAUCUGUUUAAGUGCUGUAUAACCAGCCCCCAUAUGGUCGACCAUGCAGCACUAACAGAUCUGGGACCAGGCUAAAGAUGACAGAUGCUCCCAAUAGAUACAGUCAGAGACUCUACAGCUGGGUAUUAAUUUCUAGAUGGCAAAGGUCAUCAGCGCUGCUCGCUUCAUUGAUUGAUAUAUUCAUGUAAUUGAGUGGCCAGCCAGAGAGUCCAAUCUGAAUCAGAACCUGGAUGAAAAUAGAAGGCAGACGUGGAGGAAUGGAUCUGAAUAAUGUAAAGGGUCUCCUGGGACACAGUGGAACAAGUUUAACAAUGAGGUAGUAGAAUGCCUUAGCUGACACAUAUAGACUAUCAGUUUUUGGUUUUAUAGAUUUUGCUGUAAAUUGCCAUUUUGUACAGUUGGAAAUCAUCAAUAAAAAUGUAUUUAUUUA
Molecule: messenger RNA, 4972 nt
Organism: Oncorhynchus kisutch (coho salmon)
Lineage: Eukaryota; Metazoa; Chordata; Actinopteri; Salmoniformes; Salmonidae
Product: autophagy-related protein 9A-like
Exons: 20
Coding region: 417-2960 (847 amino acids)
Biological process (GO): piecemeal microautophagy of the nucleus; protein localization to phagophore assembly site; reticulophagy
Cellular component (GO): phagophore assembly site; autophagosome
Source: RefSeq, a predicted model, not a curated record